Messenger RNA from Ambispora gerdemannii, 366 nucleotides. NCBI's taxonomy places the organism in Eukaryota, Fungi, Glomeromycota, Glomeromycetes, Archaeosporales, Ambisporaceae. The record is from the annotation of a GenBank genome assembly.
AUGUCCCAACAAGAUUCGAUAACGGCUCGUGUUGUGCUAAUUACUGUUUUAGAGACUGAGGCAAAAGAGUUAUCUAAAAAAAUACUUGAAAAGAAAUAUGCCACUGCUAUCAAUAUUAUUCCUGGGAUUACCACGUUUUAUUGGUGGAAAAACGAAAUUGUUGAGUACUUAGAGCAAAUGCUAGUCAUUAAAACUGAAGAUUAUCGUGUUAAAGAACUUGUGGAAUAUGUUAAAAAAAAUCAGACAUACCAAGUCCCAGGAAUCAUCUCAAUUAAAAUUGAUGAAGGAAACCCAGCUUAUCUGACUUGGAUUGAACGAGCUGUUCUUGAGCCUCAUGAGUUGUUUGGGACUUUUAUUGAGUUAUAA